CGUGACUGUUUAGGAACAAGACUAUUUAUCAGUUUGUCUUUUAUUUUAUUUAUCUCUCUCUCUCUCUGUGUAAAGGUGCAGUGUAGCAGCUGCUAAUGGCUGCCUAUGGGAGGACAGCGCCUGUCUGGUCUCUGUUGCGCUGCUUGGGAAGGAGACGGUCUCCAUGCUUUAAGGAGGCGCUGCAGCAGCAGAGUAACACCGGCAGAGCUGUGUGUUUGGGAGCGAGCUCUGUAAAGUUCACAGCCUGGAGAGAAACACACUCUUGGUCAGCGGAACCUGCGCUCAGGCUUCAGGCCACAUUUUCCUGGACAUCACUCCGGAGAGCUCUGAGCUCAGAGGCACCAUACAAAGAAGACGAGUACCCACCUCUUCCUGAGUACACUCCCACUCAGGAGACUGACACAAAAGAAGUCUUCAUCAUUCGUGUCAAAGGUCUGCCGUGGUCAUGUAGUGCCGAGGACCUGGUGAAGUUUUUCUCUGAGUGUCAGAUUCGUGGUGGUGUAAACGGAAUCCAUCUAAUGCACAAAAACGGAAAGCCGAAUGGAGAAGCAUUCAUUGAGCUGGAGCAUGAGAAGGACAUCAGUAAAGCCUUGGAGAUGCAUAGGCAGUACCUUGGGCCCCGCUAUGUAGAAGUGUAUGAGGUAACAAACAGCGAUGCAGAGGCUCUUAUAAGGGGAACAGAUGAAAGUCCCAGUACAGACGGUGUGAUUCGUCUCCGAGGUCUUCCAUUCAACUGCACAGAAAAGGAUGUUAUUCAGUUCUUUUCAGGACUGGACAUUGUGAUGAACGGGGUCACGUUGGUCUUGGAUCACCGAGGCCGAAGUUCGGGCGAUGCAUAUGUGCAGUUUGCCACCCAGGAGAUGGCAGAUCAAGCCCUACAGAAGGACAGAGAGGUCAUUGGAAACAGGUACAUCGAGGUGUUCCCCAGCAAGAAGAGUGAGAUUCGGACCCAGUACGGCAAAGGGAGAAGAGAAGCUUCAGGCACUGAAUUCCGCACACAAAAGAUGAACAGUGUCUCUCUGCCUAUACACUAUAUACACAUGAGAGGUCUGCCAUAUCAAGUCACAGCAGGAGACGUAAUAAAUUUCUUCUCCCCUAUCAGGGUGGCGAAGGUUCUAAUAGAGUACAGCGCAGAUGGGCGACCCAGUGGUGAGGCCGAGGCUCACUUCACUUCACACCAGGAUGCAGUGGCAGCAAUGUCCAAAGACAAAGAAUGUAUACAGGACAGAUAUAUAGAGUUGUUCCUGAAUUCAGCAUCGAAUGGGGAGAGGCACUGAAAAGGUGUAUAGCUGUGAAAAUGUACAAAGCAUCUGCAGUAUUUAUAUAAAUCAAAAUGUUAAAUAAUUGCCAUUAAAACUGCUCUCAAAUGGA
Molecule: messenger RNA, 1371 nt
Organism: Colossoma macropomum (tambaqui)
Lineage: Eukaryota; Metazoa; Chordata; Actinopteri; Characiformes; Serrasalmidae
Gene: grsf1
Product: G-rich RNA sequence binding factor 1
Exons: 10
Coding region: 96-1277 (393 amino acids)
Biological process (GO): regulation of RNA splicing
Cellular component (GO): nucleoplasm; ribonucleoprotein complex
Molecular function (GO): RNA binding
Source: RefSeq, a predicted model, not a curated record